AUGCCAGGGGCGAGUUCAGGGCAGCGGAUAGGAGGAGAGAGGGAGGAGAGAGGGGCGAGCGAGAGCAGUGGAGGAUGGAGGGGGGCGAGCGAGAGCAGUGGAGGAGAGAGAGGGGCGAGCGAGAGCAGUGGAGGAGAGAGAGGGGCGAGCGAGAGCAGUGGAGGAGAGAGAGGGGCGAGCGAGAGCAGUGGAGGAGAGAGGGGCGAGCGAGAGCAGUGGAGGAGAGAGAGGGGCGAGCGAGAGCAGUGGAGGAGAGAGAGGGGCGAGCGAGAGCAGUGGAGGAGAGAGAGGGGUGAGCGAGAGCAGUGGAGGAGAGAGAGGGGCGAGCGAGAGCAGUGGAGGAGAGAGAGGGGCGAGCGAGAGCAGUGGAGGAGAGAGAGGGGCGAGCGAGAGCAGUGGAGGAGAGAGAGGAGCGAGCGAGAGCAGUGGAGGAGGUAG
This is a messenger RNA of Knipowitschia caucasica, 438 nucleotides long. The record is from the annotation of a GenBank genome assembly. Lineage: Eukaryota; Metazoa; Chordata; Actinopteri; Gobiiformes; Gobiidae.